UCUGAGGUUGUUUUCCCGAUUUGAGCCAAUUAGCACGCUAGCAUGUUCCCGGAGCUCUGGGCGCCUUGGAUGGAGGCUUAUUAUAUUUCCCCUCAUUAACACGUCCAUUUUUAUUUUACAGUACUGAUCUCUUUCAACGAUUUUUCCCACAUAUUUUUUCCAAAUAAAUCUGGAGUGACCAGACCCGAACUUAAGGAGGAGACUUUGUUGUCUACGGUCGAGAUUGCACUGAGCUGUGGAGUAUGAGUACACAAUGAAGCGGCGCUCGGACGAACAGGAAACAGCGUUUGGGUCUCAGCGGCGGCUCCCCGGAGGCGCGGAAAGCUUUAAUCACCGUGUUGUUGCUGCCGCAUCUUCCACCUACGGGGCUGCCUCAGAAAACAUGCAGCCCGCUGCUGGUGUGCAGUACUCUCAGGUCUCUCAGACUUUUCAGGUGCCCUUGGCUCAGAGCUCUGGAGGACAUGGACAUAGCGACGGUCCUGCAGUGCACACUGGCACACAUCAUCACGGCCCCGUGGUCCAGCCUACAGGAGCCGCCGUGGGUCAGGGUCACUCUCAUGCCCCGCCUGCUUCUGCUCCAACACCAGGCCAGCAGCAGUUCCAGAGGCUUAAGGUGGAAGACGCUCUUUCUUACCUUGAUCAAGUGAAGCUCCAAUUCGGAAAUCAGCCUCAAGUUUACAACGACUUCCUGGAUAUAAUGAAAGAAUUCAAAUCUCAAAGAAGGAAUCAGGAGUGUCAGCACUUUAGCAGUCUGAGCAUUGAUACACCAGGAGUGAUUAACAGAGUGUCGCAGCUCUUUAAGGGCCAUCCAGACCUCAUCAUGGGUUUUAAUACCUUCUUGCCUCCUGGCUACAAGAUAGAAGUGCAGACGAAUGACUUGGUAAACGUAACAACCCCAGGUCAGAUCCAUCACAUCACGCCACAUGGUGUUUCAGUGCAGAACAUCCCCAUUACGCAGCAGGCUCUACACCAGAGCCAGACUUCGGCCCCCACCAGCACUGCUGCUCUCCCCAUGCCCAGCCAGCCCACGCCUGCCAAGAUCAGCAAGCCCAUGCAGUCUCCUGCCCUGACCCCAACCAGCCAGCACAAUCCGUCCAUCCCAUCCUACGCCUCGCCCCGCUCCCCCUCAGUCCAGUCUCACACGCCGGUGAGCAGCACACCUGCCAGUGCUCCUCCACUGCAGAAUAACCAGCCCGUGGAGUUUAACCACGCCAUCAACUAUGUCAACAAGAUCAAAAACCGCUUUCAAGGCCAACCAGACAUCUACAAAGCCUUUCUGGAGAUUCUGCACACAUACCAGAAAGAGCAGCGGAAUGCAAAGGAAGCAGGUGGGAACUAUACUCCGGCUCUCACCGAGCAGGAAGUGUAUGCUCAAGUUGCCAGACUUUUCAAGAACCAGGAGGAUCUGCUAUCUGAAUUCGGACAGUUCCUGCCAGACGCCAACAGUUCUGUGUUAUUGGGCAAAACGAGCACAGAUAAGCCCGAGUCUGUGCGCAUGGAUGCCAGUGGUGUGCUGAAGAGACCUCAGCUCAACAACAACAAGCAGAGAUUUAAUCAGAAUGGCUGCCAGAUUCGCAGACAUUCUGGGCCUGGUGCUACUCCCCCCUUAAAGAAGAAGCCAAAGUUUAUGGGAAAAGAACACCCAGUGGCUGAAGGCAGCAAAUUUGGAAUUGGCACUGAAUCUUUGUUUUUUGAAAAGGUAAGGAAAGCACUAAGAAGCGCAGAGGCCUAUGACAAUUUCCUGCGUUGUUUAGUAAUCUUCAAUCAAGAGGUGAUCUCCCGAGCAGAACUAGUGCAGCUGGUGCUACCUUUCUUAGGGAAAUUCCCAGAGCUGUUUACUUGGUUCAAGAACUUCCUGGGCUACAAAGAGUGUGCCCAAAUAGAGAGCUUUCCCAAAGAGCGUGCCACAGAGGGCAUUGCUAUGGAGAUUGAUUAUUCAUCUUGCAAGAGACUGGGUUUCAGUUACAGAGCUCUGCCUAAGAGCUUCCAGCAACCCAAAUGCACAGGGAGAACUCCACUCUGUAAGGAAGUUCUGAACGACACGUGGGUGUCUUUCCCGUCAUGGUCCGAGGACUCGACAUUUGUUAGCUCAAAAAAGACACAAUAUGAAGAGCACAUAUACCGAUGUGAGGAUGAGCGCUUUGAGCUGGAUGUGGUGUUGGAGACAAACCUGGCCACUAUCCGUGUUUUGGAGACUGUUCAGAAGAAACUUUCACGAAUGUCAGCAGAAGAACAGGCCAAAUUCAGGUUGGACAACACCAUGGGAGGUUCCUCCGAGGUCAUUCACCGCAAAGCCAUUCAGAGGAUAUACGGGGACAAAGCCGCAGACAUAAUUGACGGUCUCAAGAGAAACCCCGCUGUCUCUGUACCGAUUGUUCUAAAAAGACUAAAAAUGAAAGACGAAGAGUGGCGCGAGGCUCAAAGAGGCUUUAACAAGAUCUGGAGGGAGCAGAAUGAGAAGUAUUACCUCAAGUCAUUAGACCACCAGGGUAUUAACUUCAAACAGAACGACACGAAAGUGUUCCGCUCCAAGACAUUGCUCAAUGAGAUCGAGACUCAGUAUGAUGAGCGGCAAGAGGCAUCAGAAGACAACGGCUCCUCUCCAUCAGGCCCUCACAUGACUUUGCCAUAUGAAGACGGUCAGAUCCUGGAGGACGCAGCUGCCCUCAUCAUCCACCACGUCAAGAGACAGUCCAGCAUCCACAAAGAUGACAAGUAUAAAAUCAAGCAGGUCAUCUACCACUUCAUCCCUGACAUGCUGUUUGCCCGGCGUGGUGAGCUGUCUGAUGUGGAGGAGGAGGAGGAAGAGGAGGAGCCAGAUCCGGAAGAUGAUCGAGUGAAGAAGCCUAACGGUACACCUCAGCCCAAAUCCAAGCUGCUGUUCAGCCACACGACGCCAGCCCAGCAGAAGCUGAGCACUUACGACGAGGCCUAUAACCUCUUCUAUGUCAACAACAACUGGUAUGUCUUCCUGCGGCUACACCACAUGCUGUGCUCAAGGCUGCUGCGCAUCUACAACCAGGCUGAGAAACAGAUCGAGGAGGAGACCAGGGAGAGGGAGUGGGAGCGCAAUGUGCUAGGGCUCAAGAGAGAGAAGAAUGACAGUCCAGCUGUCCAGCUGCGUCUGAGGGAGCCACUCGACAUUGACGUUGAGGACUACUACUCUGCCUUUCUGGAGAUGGUCCGCAAUCUUCUGGAUGGGAAUAUGGAGACAUCUCAGUAUGAGGACCAGCUGAGGGAGAUGUUCACCAUCCACGCCUACAUUGCCUUUACCAUGGACAAGCUCAUCCAGAGCAUUGUCAGGCAGCUCCAGCACAUAGUGAGUGAUGAGAUCUGCGUUCAGGUGACGGAUCUUUACCUCAGUGAAUGUUCCAGUAAAGCAACAGGUGGAACCACAUCCACUCAGUCAUCCAGGGCCAGCGCCGAGGCGAGCUACCAGCGCAAAGCCGAACAGCUAAUGGCAGAAGAGAAUUGCUUCAAGCUCUUAUUCCAGAAGAGCAAGGGGAGUGUCCAGCUGGCUGUGGAGCUGCUGGACACCGAGGAGGAGAACUCGGAUGAACCCAUGGAGUUUGAGCGUUGGCCGGAUUACGUCGACCGCUACCUGAACACGGACUCCACGUCCCCGGAGCUGAGGGAGCAGCUCUCCCAGAAGCCUGUGUUUCUGCCCAGAAACCUUCGACGGAUCAGGAAGUGCCAGCGAGGCCAACACGUACAGAUGAGAGAGGCGAGCGAAGCGGCUAAGAAAACCGGCGGCGGUGCCGAGGACCCGAAAAUGGAAUGCAUGUUUAAGCUCAACUCCUACAAGAUGGUGUACGUUAUUAAGUCGGAGGAUUACAUGUACAGACGCACCGCGCUCUCGAGAGCCCAUCAGUCCCACCAGCAAGUCAGCACACGGCUGCACCAGCGUUUCCAGACCUGGUUAGACUCAUGGAGGAAGAAUCACGUGACCAACGAGCUGGCCACCAACAAUCACAAGUGGCUGAUGGGGGAAGGCCAGGAGGGGCUGCGGGCCUGUAAAACAAUCUGUGAACCUUGCAUCCUUCACUUCCAGUCCAUCAACAGAUACAGGGUCACCUACAGCAGCACUCCAUAACACUCCACUCUCUGUCCUUCUGUCGUUUCUGAGAGCUGGUGCUUGGUUUUGUUUUGUUUUGUUUUUAAUGCUGGUUGCCAUGGAGUUUUUUUUACAGACUCCUUUAUCAUGUCCAUUUUUAUGUUUUUAGGAACGCCUUAGUACAUCUUCAUGUUCUUUCACUCGCCAUGGAGGGGAAAAAAAUCUCCAAAGAUUAUUAUUAUUAUUUUUUUUUAUUAUUUUUUUGUUUAAUAAAUCCAGACAGUAAUCAAAGUCUGAAGCUAAUCAUGAAGAUGUACUAUUAAUCUCACAAGUCAGUGUGUAUCAUUUUUAUUGUCUUGUGAAGUUGUAGUAGUUUUUUUUUUUUUUGUUUAUUUGUUUUUUGCAAUAUGGCCCCUUUUGUUUGGCUUUUCAUUGUUAUUAUUUUCUCGGUUCAGUGUUAACCGUGUCCUCACAAACACUAUUGUGAAUUGCAGCCAGACUGGAUUUGUGGAAUAAAUAGGAGACAGAAUGCACUGAUGGUAAAGAAAAAAAGCUCUAAAAAAAUGCUCUUCGUAUGAGAUCAUGUGGUCUAGCCUGACGAUGUACGUUAAUUUGUACAGGUCCACGUAAAAGGUCUGUGCUCUAAAAUAUUUAUACACCCCUGAAGAUAAUCAUGCAUUAACGAUUAUCGAAGAUACCAGCUUCAAAAUAAGACAGCAGCCACAGAAUAUUUGAAAUUGUAAAUAUCUUGUAUAUACUCCAGACUGUUUAUAUUCAAAUGAACAUUAUAAUGUAGUUCACCUUUUAGACUUUAUUAUCUUAGCAGAUGUGACUGAUGCUGGUCUGUAUAUUAUAAACAAUUACCUUUUUUACCAAAGGAAGUUAUUGUUACAAGGUUUUUUUCCCUUUUUUUUCUUUGUCUUUUUUUUUUUUUAAAAAAACCUGUUUCAUCAUCCCUUUGUGGUCGUGACUUGUCUCGGCUUUUAAAGAAUGUUCUCUAUGUAGAAAACCAUUUUUCUUUCCUUUUUUUUUUUUUUUUUCCUCUCCCUGAUUUUAUUUGAAGGAUUUUCACUCGACCUUAUAUGGAAAUUUGUGACACUGCCCGUGCUAAUAUAAUACUGAGUAGAAAUUAGAAACUCUUCACUGUUCUUGUCCUGUUUUGCCUCCCUUCUAGUCCAAAUCUGAAAAGUCGUGAAAGUUUCAUUUUUUUGCCCAACUUUUUCUUGUGCACCAUGCGGUGAUGACUGCUGAGAUUGUAUGUAAAAGCGUGUUAGAAAAGGAAAGAAAAAAAAAAACAGUGAUGGCAUGUUUCUAUGUUCUCAUGUACAGACUUUUGUAUUAUUCAUUAUUGUUUUAAAGAUUGAAAUAAAACAAAGUUGUAGUUAACAGUAAAAUU
This is a messenger RNA of Hemibagrus wyckioides, 5450 nucleotides long. RefSeq names its product SIN3 transcription regulator family member Ab (gene sin3ab). Gene Ontology annotation, biological process: negative regulation of transcription by RNA polymerase II. The record is from RefSeq and is a predicted model, not a curated record. Bases 254 to 4093 code for a protein of 1279 amino acids. NCBI's taxonomy places the organism in Eukaryota, Metazoa, Chordata, Actinopteri, Siluriformes, Bagridae. Gene Ontology annotation, molecular function: transcription corepressor activity. Gene Ontology annotation, cellular component: chromatin. The transcript has 22 exons.